AUGGCUUUCUUUAGAAAACCAAUAUUGCUGGUCAUAUUGGUGGUGAUGAUGUCUACUUUGGGAUCUACUACGGCGACUGUGUAUGAAGUUGGUGAUUCUUCGGGAUGGACUUUCAACUACAACUAUGAACAAUGGGCCGCUUCAAAGCAUUUUCAACUUGGCGAUGCUCUCAUUUUCAAUUACGAUCCACACUUUCACAACGUAAGGCAAGUAGACAAGAAGAACUACAACGAUUGCACGGAUCAUAACCCAAUGGCUAGCUUCAACACGGGCAGCGAUACACUCACACUUGAAACACCGGGCAUAUACUACUUUAUGUGUGAUAUUCCUGGUCAUUGUGCAUCGGGACUCAGAUUUCAAAUCAAAAUCGAUAUGCCAAGGAUUCUACCCGUGGAUCCAGAAACACCUCCUCCUCCUUCUCCUGAUCCUUAUAAGAGUUUUCCUAAUAUUCCUGGUUAUCCCGCUAAAAAUCCUGCUACUUCUAGCAAUGCUGGUUCAUUAUUCAAGU
This is a messenger RNA of Solanum verrucosum, 508 nucleotides long. Its product is annotated as mavicyanin-like. NCBI's taxonomy places the organism in Eukaryota, Viridiplantae, Streptophyta, Magnoliopsida, Solanales, Solanaceae. The transcript is spliced from 2 exons. The annotation marks the transcript as partial. Gene Ontology annotation, cellular component: plasma membrane. The record is from RefSeq and is a predicted model, not a curated record. Gene Ontology annotation, molecular function: electron transfer activity.